Messenger RNA from Panicum virgatum (switchgrass), 1429 nucleotides. Its product is annotated as cold shock domain-containing protein 3-like. The transcript has 3 exons. Gene Ontology annotation, molecular function: nucleic acid binding; zinc ion binding. The record is from RefSeq and is a predicted model, not a curated record. NCBI's taxonomy places the organism in Eukaryota, Viridiplantae, Streptophyta, Magnoliopsida, Poales, Poaceae. The coding region runs from base 70 to 1167 and encodes 365 amino acids.
CGCCCCCCGUCCCGUCCCGUCCGCCUCCGGUGCCGCGCCCCACCCCCACCGCCCUUCUCGACCACGACCAUGUCGGUGGUCGACGUGGACGACGACGACGAGGGCUUCCUCCAAGCCCUCGACGCGGCGGAGGCCGCCGCGCUUGACUCCUCCAAGCGCCGCCGCCUCUCCACCACCUCCUCACCGACGCCCGCCACUCCCCCCGCCGCCUCUGAGGGGUCCUACCUGUCUGCGCUCAAGGGAAGCCACAGCUCGGUCUGGCAGCAGCAGCAGCAAGCGCUGACCUACGCGCACAAGCGGCCCGACGGCUCCAAAACCCUAGCCGCGGGUACCGGGGGGACCCAGGUAGCGAGCGGAUCGUGCUUCAAGUGCGGAGACCCCGGCCACUGGGCCAGGGAAUGUCCCCAAUGGGUUCCGACUACUGGGGGAGGGGGUGUAAUCGGCUGUGGCGCCGGCGGAGGGUAUGUGAAUGCGGGUGGGGAGGUGGAGGAGAAGGCGUGCCCCUGCGGCGCCGGGAGCUGCCUCGUGCUUACUUCCAACACGCCCAGGAACCCCGGGCGGAAGUUCUACAAGUGCCCAAUACGGGACAAUGGGGGUUGCAACUUCUUUGAGUGGUGUGAUGCUCCAUCUCCCGGCCCUGCAAAUGCUCGAAGUAAUCCUGUUUUUCAGUCAGAGACAUCAGCAACAGAUAUGCUUUGCCCAUGUGGUGCUGGAGCUUGCUUAGUUCUGACCACGAAGACAGGGAAAAAUGUUGGGAGGCAGUUCUAUCGCUGCCCAGCAAAUCAGGGUGGCGGCUCUUGUGGCUUUUUCAAGUGGUGUGACGAUCAACAGCCCAGGGUAGGUGCACCACUGCAAGCUUCACCGCAGUACCAAACUGAUGCUAUGUCAUGCAUCCAAAACUCUAGCAAGGGGAGCUCCUCAUCCUGCUUCAAGUGCGGACAGGAGAACCACUGGGCGAGAGACUGCCCGAAUCAAUCAUCGGAUCCUUAUCCUGACAGGGGUGGGAGAACACUUACUUCGGCGAGCUCGCCUGAUGGGUGCUUCAAGUGUGGUAAGACUGGUCACUGGUCCCGUGAUUGCCCAACCUCGAAUAGUGGUGGUGGUACCGGUGCCAGCCGUGCCAAGUCGUCUUCUGCUUUGGGCUUGUGGAAUAGUCAGAGAUACUGAUAGCAAGCUCCUGUGAACUCAAUUGAACUGACAUGGACAUGCUGUACGAAACUUGGACAAAUGCCCUGGACACGUGUUGCUUAGGUAUGUGAUCAUGCCGAUGCCUUUUGCUGCUCUAUAUUAUGUAAGGGAUCAACUGUGGCUGUUAGUCUGUCUUAAUCCUGCUUUCAUUCCGUGUCGAACUCGGGUCUACUGUUUUAUCUACUCUAGGAACUUCCACUUGCCAGUAUAAGAAAGACUCUUGGUAUUCUGUUUGUCGUCA